This is a messenger RNA of Cannabis sativa, 1464 nucleotides long. Its product is annotated as E3 ubiquitin-protein ligase At4g11680. The coding region runs from base 225 to 1370 and encodes 381 amino acids. The transcript is spliced from 5 exons. NCBI's taxonomy places the organism in Eukaryota, Viridiplantae, Streptophyta, Magnoliopsida, Rosales, Cannabaceae. The record is from RefSeq and is a predicted model, not a curated record.
UGGUAGUUAAUUGGUUAAUUUUUUGAACCAAAUUUACAACAAAUUUUACACUGGAAAGAAGGAGAUGAAUCCCCAACAAAUAAUAAAUUAUGAAAGCAUGGCAGCUUCUUUUCUCUUCGAGAAGAAAGCCAAAGGAAAAUAACCAGCUCUACUCUCUCUGAUUCCCCAAAACAAAAUAUUUAAAUUUAAAAGAAAAUAAGAUUUAGAAAGAACCAAACCAACAAAUGGAACGCGAGACCCCGGCACCCAGUUACGCCACCGACGCCACCUCACCACUCCUCUCAAACAGCCCCUCGAGGAGCCGCCGCUACCUGCGCCGGCCUCCGACUCCUCUUCGUGGCGCGGCUCGGUUCCUCCGGCGCGCCAGCGGGCGCGGUAUGAUGCUGCGUGAGCCGUCCGUACGUGUGCGGGAGGCUGCUGCCCAGCAGCUGGAGGAGCGCCAGAGCGAUUGGGCCUACUCGAAGCCGGUGAUCGCACUGGACGUGCUGUGGAACGCUACGUUCGUGGGGAUUGGGAUCGCGGUGCUCUGGCUUAGCGUUAACGAGAACCCUUCGGUGCCACUUAGGCUUUGGAUUAUUGGGUAUGCGCUUCAGUGCGUGUUCCACAUGGGUUGCGUUGCGGCUGAGUACAGGAGGCGCCAGCGCGAGAGGGGUGGGGAGGAAUUGGAAGGGAGUCAAGGUUGGGAGAGCGGUGGGGAUUUGAAUUCUGGGUCUGGAAGUGAUGUGGAGGAAUAUGCCGUUGAGGAGGGUCUUGUUGAAGCUGGAAGUGGAAGUAGUCUUGCAAAGCAUUUGGAGUCUGCAAAUACAAUGUUCUCAUUUAUCUGGUGGAUCGUUGGGUUCUACUGGGUAACUGCUGGUGGUGAUAGUUUGAUUAUUGACUCACCACAGCUAUACUGGCUCUCUGUGAUUUUUCUAGCCUUUGACGUGGUAUUUGUUGUUAUCUGCGUUGCAGUUGCUUGCCUUAUCGGCAUAGCCGUUUGCUGUUGUCUCCCAUGCAUAAUUGCAAUCCUAUAUGUUGUCACAGAUCAGGAAGGAGCAACAAAAGAAGACCUUGAUCGAUUACCAAAAUUCAUGUUUCGCAAGGUAUCUGAUGUUCAGAAAGUUAAUGGAGAGAUCCAAGAAUCUUUUGGAGGAGUAAUGAUUGAAUGUGAAGAUAAUUCACCCAUUGAACGUGUUCUUUCACAAGAGGAUGCUGAAUGUUGCAUUUGUCUCACCGCAUAUGAUGACGGAACCAAACUCCGUGAACUUCCUUGCCGCCACCAUUUCCACUGUGCUUGUGUAGACAAGUGGUUACAUAUCAACGCAGUAUGCCCUCUCUGCAAGUUCAACAUUUUGAAACCCGCCAACGAAAGUUGCGCUGAUGAUGUAUGAAAACUAGAGUUUUUGUUUUGGACACUGGUUGUGUCCUUCAUACCUAUUUGUACAUACUGUUAACUCAGUGAGACUUUUUGUUGAUUUCUCUGCA